Messenger RNA from Diospyros lotus (date-plum), 1194 nucleotides. Its product is annotated as senescence-specific cysteine protease SAG39-like. Gene Ontology annotation, cellular component: lysosome. The record is from RefSeq and is a predicted model, not a curated record. The transcript has 2 exons. NCBI's taxonomy places the organism in Eukaryota, Viridiplantae, Streptophyta, Magnoliopsida, Ericales, Ebenaceae. The coding region runs from base 45 to 1070 and encodes 341 amino acids. Gene Ontology annotation, molecular function: cysteine-type endopeptidase activity.
UCAUAUUCUUCAAGCUACAACUACAUAGCCAUUCAACAUCUCAAAUGGCUUUAACACUGGAAAGAAAAGUUAUCCUAGCUACCAUGUUAUUUGUGGGGAUGUGGGCUUCACAGGCCAUGUGUCGCACACUGCAUGAAGUGUCGAUGUCAGAGAGACACGAGCAAUGGAUGGAGCAACAUGGCCGUGUUUACAAGGACGAUGCGGACAAAGAGAGACGGUUUAAGAUAUUCAAGGAUAAUGUUGAGUUCAUAGAAUCAUUCAACAGCGCUGGCAAUCGGCUUUACAAGCUGAGCAUCAAUCAGUUUGCAGAUUUAACCAACGAAGAAUUUCAGGCCUCUCGCAAUGGGUACAAGAUCUCCCAGAAAAGGACAUUGAAAACAACACCGUUUAGGUAUGCGAACUUUAAUGCAUUGCCAUCUAGCAUCGACUGGAGGAAAAAGGGAGCAGUUACCGCAAUCAAGGAUCAACAGCAAUGUGGAAGCUGCUGGGCAUUUUCAGCAGUAGCUGCCACUGAAGGAAUCACUCAAAUUAAAACGGCUAAGCUGAUCUCUCUGUCUGAGCAAGAAAUCGUGGAUUGUGAUAGGAACAGUGAAGAUGAAGGCUGUGAAGGUGGAUACAUGGAAGACGCCUUUGAAUUUAUCAUACGCAACAAAGGGAUUGCCAAUGAAACGACUUACCCAUACAACGGAAGUGAUGGAACCUGCAAUACUAAGGAAGAAGCUUCACAUGCAGCCAAGAUCAAAGGCUAUGAGAAGGUGCCUGCCAACAACGAGAAGGCACUGUUAAAGGCUGUGGCUAACCAACCAGUUUCAGUUUCUAUUGAUGCUAGCGGAUCUGCAUUCCAGUUUUACUCCAGUGGUAUUUUCACAGGAGAAUGUGGGACUGAGCUAGACCAUGGUGUCACUGCAGUUGGUUAUGGGAAAACUAGUAAUGGCACCGAGUAUUGGUUAGUCAAGAACUCGUGGGGUACUAGCUGGGGUGAGGAGGGAUACAUCAGAAUGCAAAGAGACAUUGAUGCUAAGGAAGGCCUCUGUGGCAUUGCAAUGGAUGCUUCCUAUCCUACUGCUUAGAAGUUAGAACCAGAAAAUGUGAAAACUAGUGUGAAUCUUCACCUAGAAUUUUCAUUCUUGUCUCAACCUGUCGUGUACCUACAUGAAGUGUGUGAAGUGUUACUUUUAUUGUGUUCUCUAAAUA